Strongylus vulgaris is the source of this 399-nucleotide messenger RNA. The record is from the annotation of a GenBank genome assembly. Lineage: Eukaryota; Metazoa; Nematoda; Chromadorea; Rhabditida; Strongylidae.
AUGCAGCGACGUUCUAAUUCUGGAUCGCACUCUGUCAGCCGAGUUGCACUUUGCAAAUCACCCACUGCUGGUUUUACUCGGCAUUUGUCGUCCUCGUUCCCCGAGGAUACGCAGCGAGAGGACGAAAUCCAAGCAACAGCUCGCACACAGCAUGGGGACGGACAGUCUUACGUAAGCGUAGAAGGUAUCCUGGCGCGUCAAGGGACAUCUCGUCCGGUCCGCGCCCUCGCUCGCCGCUCUGACCUCAUCGCUGAAGGCGUUUUGUACUGGAUCGAUUGCUGGCCCUACACAGCGGCUCGCGCUACAUCAUCAACGGCCCGCAUAUGCUCUUUGGUAGAGCUAUGGGUUCGAGAUGACGCCUACCAAGCCCGUUCCUUCCAUGUCUGCUCCAUUCAUUAG